UUUUUGGUUGGCGAUGUACGAGGCCGCCAUCUUGCUCCCCACCCAGUGCACGAUCCUGUGGGAGUCGAGUAGUCAGCGAGGUUUUCCGGUUUUUAGGUUCAGCACGGUGCUCAAAGUGGCCAAAUACAGUUAACACAUCCGUACAAUAUGCAAGCAAUCAAGUGUGUAGUGGUCGGCGACGGUGCCGUGGGUAAAACUUGCCUUCUCAUCAGUUACACAACCAAUGCCUUUCCUGGGGAAUAUAUCCCCACUGUCUUCGACAAUUAUUCGGCCAAUGUGAUGGUGGAUGGUAAGCCCAUCAACCUGGGCUUAUGGGAUACAGCAGGACAGGAGGACUACGAUCGUCUUCGACCACUGUCAUAUCCACAAACGGAUGUUUUCCUGAUAUGCUUUUCCCUCGUGAACCCUGCCUCAUUUGAAAACGUCAGGGCAAAGUGGUACCCCGAAGUGAGCCAUCACUGUCCCCAGACACCCAUCAUCUUGGUCGGCACCAAGCUGGACCUGCGAGAGGACAAAGAAACUGUGGAAAAGUUACGUGAACGCAAGCUGGCCCCAAUCACCUACCCACAGGGUCUUGCCAUGGCCAAGGAGAUUGGCGCAGUCAAGUACCUCGAAUGCUCGGCACUAACUCAGAAGGGUCUCAAGAAUGUCUUUGAUGAGGCCAUCCGGGCCGUGCUCUGCCCACAACCAAAGCCCAAGAAGCGCCGGAUGUGUUCCUUGCUUUGAACGUUGCUUCAAAUGUGCACUCAUUUGGGUCGAAUCUUAAUCUAUGAGCAUAAAUCUUGACCUAGAAAGAGUGGAAAAGCUAACAACUGCGUUCUGCCGUGUCGGCGCUUCAAAAAAGUGCAGCCUAGAAGGACUAAAAGGGAGGUGAAUUCUACAAUUGAACUUGUAUUUGGCAGGAUGACUCGCAAGCAGAGAGCGGCAGUUGGUUGUCUCGGAAACAACAGAGUUUGCUACUCUGCGGUGGUGUUGAUAGCUGGUAUUGCUCUGGAAGUGUGACAUGAUGUACAGGGUAAUCCGACAUAAAGUAACCAGCUCUCUAGAGCAUCAAACUAACAAAAAAGAUAAUAAUAAUAAUAUCGGGCAAAAAAUUUUGUGUAUGGAAAUGAGAAUUUCCACACAUGUACCCAUUUUGCAUGUUCAACAGUGCAGUGGUGGGGUGAAUACCAAAAGGAGAUAUAGUGUGUAAUAAAAGCCAGAAGGCAGGGGUGUACCUAACAGUAAUGUUGGCUUACACUAAUUUAUCUGACUGAUGCAGAAGGUCAGAUAGCAUACAUAGAAGCUUUGCCAUUGCAACAUAUUGCUGGUAAUGAUACGGUACAAAGCAGACACUGCUCUUUGUGUCGUGUCUUCUCUUUCACUUGUUAUCAUACUUUUUUAUUGUAUCGAAGCAGUACCAACCAGCCCACGCUGUUACUUCAGAGCAGUUUAGUCACUAUAGUACCUAUGAGGUUACUGUGGUGUCUGUAAUAAUUGCAUUAUUUCAUAGUGUUUGAUAUGCCUCAUGCCUGAUGAGCUCUCUUAUCACUUGCUGUUGCAUUAGAUACCUGGUACUUUAUCUAGGAAAACCCUGUGCUCUGUAUAGCUUACCGUUUUUCACACUCAUAUUUGCUUCACAAUCUCCCGAGCUGAUAACGGCCACUUCGUUAGCCUGCGGCAAUUUUUUCUGUUGUAACCACCACAGAGAAUGGCUUUUUAUACUUUUGGAGUGUGACAGGUAAAACAACACUGGUGUACAACAUGAACGUGUUUAAAUGUGUAUAAUAAUAGUCCUGCAAAUUUUUCCAUUGUAGGAAAUUAUUCCUACUUUGGGAAGGAAUUAUGGGGAGCUUCCUUUCGUAGCCAAACAGCGUAACAUUCAUGUGUAAAAAGAAUAAGUUUUUCAAAAUGUUACAUGAUUGUUUGCUUCUAAUAAAUAUAUAGUUGUUUACAGAA
This is a messenger RNA of Ornithodoros turicata, 1938 nucleotides long. RefSeq names its product ras-related protein Rac1 (gene Rac1). The transcript is spliced from 5 exons. Gene Ontology annotation, biological process: motor neuron axon guidance; establishment or maintenance of cell polarity; regulation of cell shape. The record is from RefSeq and is a predicted model, not a curated record. The coding region runs from base 148 to 726 and encodes 192 amino acids. Gene Ontology annotation, cellular component: cytoskeleton; cytoplasmic vesicle; cell projection. Lineage: Eukaryota; Metazoa; Arthropoda; Arachnida; Ixodida; Argasidae. Gene Ontology annotation, molecular function: GTPase activity; protein kinase binding; GTP binding.